CCGCACAGCACACAUAAAAAUUCCAACAAGAAAACAAAAGUAGUUGAUCUCAUCAUUACAUUUCAAUCAAAUCUUUGUGGGGAUAUGAUUUGUUAUGAGUCUCAAUUAUACAAAAUGAAAACAUAAGAUCAAAGCAAAAGUCUCUUUUAUUGACAAUUCUUUAGUCUCUCACACACACUUCUUAUAGAUUCAUCUGCUAUUUCCCCUAAACUCAAGCCUUCAAUCUCGGCCCUAGACAUUCGCUAAUAUUAUACAUUAUAUAUUAUCUCUCUAUUAUUAUUUUUUUCCUAUUCUUUUAAGUUAAUAAGAACAACUACAAUCUCAAACACACAGCAGAAGCUGAUUCUUGAUUGAACCAAGUGGAGAGGUAUUUUAAAAGCUUCUGUGUGAUCAUAUACUGAUCUUUUUUUUUUUCCUCAUGUUCGUUUUCAUAUUUCUUUGAUCUUUUCUUUUAGUUCUUUAAUUCUUAUUCUCAUCUUUUUCUUUUCAAGAAUGGAGGGGAGGAAAUUGAAUUUGUAUGCUCCAUUACCAUCUAUAAGACGGAUACCAUCUUUUAUAGAACGUUCGAGUGAAUUAGGGAACACGAAGACGAAGAUUACAAGACCAGUGCUUAGAUCAUGUCCGAGUACAAAACAAGAAACGCCGGUUUUUGUAUUACCAGACCAGAGCUUUUAUCAUCUAACUGAAUCAGCUUCAGUUCCUUUUGUGUGGGAACAAAGCCCUGGAAAACCAAAAGAUGACAUGGCUACGUUGAUUCAAGAAUCAGGUUUACUAGAAACCGAUGAAGAUGAAGAAGACGACGAAGAUGAAGAUGAAGAUUUGGAUACGGUUCCUUCAAAUGGAAGCUUCUCUGUUAACUGCAGCACAAGUGGAGUAAGCGAAAUCGAGAAGAAUGGUGAGAAAUCUGACGGUGAUGAUGAGAAGAAAUCUAGAGAAAGUCUAGAUCUAAUGAUGUCCAGAUUCUUACCAGCUGCUAAAGCAAUGGCUUGUCAGAUACAUCAGAAACAUCAAUCUUCAUAUAACUCCUCAGAGCAGAAGCAAAUCACUCAGACCAAAGAAGCUCUUGUGAUUCGCCAAAGAAGUCAAUUAGUCUCAGAACAUGAACAUUUCGCCAUUGUUCAGAGCCUUUAUGAUGAUUUAAACAUCGAUGAUGAUGAUGAUGAUGAAGAUGAUGAUGACGAUGAUGAUGAUGAUGAUGAUUACGGUGAUGAUGAUCACAAGAUCUGCCCAAAUGUUACCAAGAAAGCUUGCGGAUUCUUGCCAAGGCUUUGUGCUAAGAACUCAUUCAAGUUUCUAAACCCGGUUCCUUUGGAUUCAGUGUCAUCAAACCGGUCUAUGAAACACUCGUCGGGUGAACAAACUGGUUUACCAAACUGGUCAACUAGGCGUCUCUCCGGUUUUAUAUCUCCGUACCGAACCUCUUGUUCUGAUUCCGGUUUUCUUGGUACACCGGAGAAACCAACAGAGAGCUUCAAAAGGCUAAACAGAGGAAUAAGCAAGUCCCAAGAACUGUAUCCGACAAGAACAAGAAGAGAGAUUCAUCCUAAUUAUUCAAACUCUGGUGAAAUCCGAACGUUUAGAAACUCGGUCUCAACUCCUUCGAGAAACCAACGUACGACGAUUCCUGACUCGAGGUUUCUUGUGGAGGAAGUAAACAGAAGAAGGAUCAACAACAGGUCAGGGAAUCUUCUCAAAUCAUCGCCGGACUAUACGCCGGAGAUUUCUCCUCCGCCAUUACCGGAAACUCCGUCUCGGUCUUGGCUCCGACGAACUCUCCUUCCGCCGGUGAACCCUAGACCAUACGGAGUCGUUUUAAGUCAAGUUGGUAACAAGAAACUAGAUCAAGAAGUUCUUGAAUCUACGAAAUGGGAAACGAUCGUUAAAACAUCGUACGUUCACAACGAUCACGCUCGUUAUUCUCAGGAGCUGAUUGUUCAUCCAUCGUCUCGCCAGCAAAAUACAUAAAACAAGACACAAUUACUUGUUCUUUUUUACGUUACAAUUAAAUUAAUAAAUAGUUUUAAGGUUUGCCUCUUCUUUUUCUUGUAGGCAACACAAUGUAAUGAACCAGAGAUUGAUUCUUGGGGUUUCAAUUCUUUUUGUGUGUGUGUGUGUGUGUGUCAGUGUGUGUUAUAUAACUGUGGUUUCGUUUUUCCGACCGCAUGUUUUGUAAUUGAAGGAUCAAUUUAUGUUAUUGAUGUUUGAUGCGAA
This is a messenger RNA of Camelina sativa (false flax), 2211 nucleotides long. RefSeq lists its product as uncharacterized. Lineage: Eukaryota; Viridiplantae; Streptophyta; Magnoliopsida; Brassicales; Brassicaceae. The record is from RefSeq and is a predicted model, not a curated record.